UCAAGUAUGGUAGGAGAUGCAGUACUUCACAGGCCAACUAAGAACAUAUGUUUCCAGAGUGAAUCAAAAUUGGAAAGGAAAAAAAUGUUUAUUCUUUGCUGGAUUCUACUAUUGUUUAUCAAAGGAGCAGAGGUUAGAGAGUUUAAUCUGUCAGGGUGUCUUCAUAAAGGACCUGGAAGGAUUUAUCGUGCAGUUGCUAAUGAGGAGUUUCUCUUGGAAUGUGUUUUGCCAUCCCAAAACCGGACCCACAUGUUCAAUAACUCAUUUCUAUAUAAAAGUAAAGUGCUUUGGUUUUGGCAACACAAACCUGAAGAACCACUGAAGGCUCUCAACAAUGAAACCACUAACCCUACUCAGGAAGGGAAUGCCCUUUGGUUCAGACCAAUAGGGAUUAAUGCUGCUGGAAUAUAUAUCUGUAUGAUAAGGGAAGAAAUCUCAUGCCUCAAAAACAUCAUAGAGGUUCAAGCAAAGAAGAAUGCAAAUUGUUCAGAUAAUGGCAAAAAUGAGCUGUCUCUUCCCAUUGAAAUGGGACAUUCAAUUUCCUGUCCUGGGAUACACUGUUACAGUCAUUUACAAAGGUCACCAGUGACAUGGUACAAGAAUGGAAUUCGAGUGACGAGACAGGAUUUUAGACCAGGUCUAAAACUUACCAAUGAUGAAAUCCGCCUGGUUCCUAUUUAUAAGCAAGAUGCUGGUAUUUAUAUAUGUGAUUACAUUAUAUUUGACAACAGCAUCCAGUGGAUAAUGAGACGAGUAAUUAGAGUAAAAACCACUGCACGGCGGAAUACUGUCCACACCCCAAACAUCUUGUAUCCCAGUGGCAUGAAGACCCUUGAAGUAGAACUUGGAAAACCUCUUAAAAUGGAAUGCAAAGUAUUAUUUGGCUAUGAAAAUAAUGUUCACUCUGCGAUAACUUGGUACAGGGACAUCAAAGAAAGUAAAAGCGAGCUAUGUCUGCUGAACUCAACAGGGGUUGAGGUAAAAGAAUUUGAUGGAGAAUCAUUUGUUCAUGUUGCCAUGCUCAGGGAAGUUACUGAAAGGGACCUCAACAGCAACUUCAUCUGCUUUGCUAACAAUUCUGUGGGAAACUCGACAGGAGUGCUUAAGCUAAAAAGGAAGGAAAGAGCACUUUUCAAAUACAUAUUGCCUAGUGUGAUUGCACUUCUAGUUGGACUCUUGUUGGGCAGUGCGUUUGUUUACCAGCAUUGGAUCGAAAUAGUGCUGGUGUAUCGAAAUUACUUGGCCAAGGAUGAAACUAUUGGAGAUUGCAAAGAAUUUGAUGCAUUUGUGUCCUAUGCAAAACAAGACUCCUUUGGAAGUGAUUCUACUUGUCUUAAUGAGGAACAGUUUGCUCUGGAGGUCCUUCUGGAGGUCUUGGAAAACAAACAUGGAUACAAACUGUGUCUUCUUGACAGGGACAUUCUUCCAGGAGGAGCUUACACUGAUGAUAUCGUAACAGCUAUUAAGCAAAGCAGGCGAGUUAUAAUUAUCUUGAGCCCUGGCUAUGUCAACGGACCCAGCAUCUUUGAACUGCAGGCAGCGGUGAACUGUGCUUUGGAAGAUAACAUGAUAAAACUGAUUUUAAUUAAGUACAAAUCGUUCCAAGAGCCUGAGUCUUUACCUCCGCUAGUGAAGAAAGCUCUUAAAAUUUUACCAGUUGUUACCUGGAAAUCUUCUAAUGCUUCCUCACCAAACAAACAAUUCUGGAAGUACAUGCGAUAUCACAUGCCAGUGAAGAAUACCAGUGGGUUUGGUAAAAACAGUCUAAAGUUUUUUUCCAAAGGUUAUUUAACAUGGCUCUCAAUAGCAGAACGGCCAGUGGGAGAAGUCAGCAGACUAAGAAAGGGUGAGGUGAUUGUAAAGGAACUUCCUAUAUCUGCCACCAGCUUACCACAAAUUUAAGGGCUCAUCAUCUUUUAUCUCAUUGACAGCUCACCCUAACAUAAAGUGGAAUAAAAAACUGUCAUAAUGUGAUAACCCUAAAAUCUUCAGUACAAGCAAGUGGGACUGUGAUAUGUUUUCCUUUUAUUAUCAUAUUUAAUAUUUAUUAUUUUCAGCAAAGUUAUACUCAGAAUUUGGGCUCCACUGUGGUAGAUGGUGACAAACCUAGGACAAAAGAGAACUUAAAUUGUAACUAUGUUAUUAAUAAGAAAUAGUAAUAAUAUCAUAAUUCCAUUUCUAAACACUAUACACUGUAUACACAGACUUUCCUGUGUGAAGGGAAUUAAAAGCAGAAAGCAAUAUGGCUGAGGUUUUCAUUUGCCUCACUCUGCUGUUAUCAACUCAUUAGUAAAACUCCCCUUGAUUGCAGUGGGAGCAGAGUUAAACCAAGGUUAAGCAUUUUUGAAAUUCCAACCAUGGACUCUUUUGUAUGUGUUCUUUUUGCCUUGAGGUUGAAAAUAAGGAUACACCAG
Messenger RNA from Pelodiscus sinensis (Chinese soft-shelled turtle), 2414 nucleotides. The record is from RefSeq and is a predicted model, not a curated record. Lineage: Eukaryota; Metazoa; Chordata; Testudines; Trionychidae.